UAUUUUUUUUUUUAUUUAGUUUUAGUUUAAUUUAUCUUUUUAAUUAUUCUCGUCAGUUGUGAUAAACAAUGUAAAUUGCGUUCACGCAAUGGAAAAUGACGUGAUCAGAAAUUUGAUUAAACUGCAUUCUUGAUCACUGAGGUAGAAAGCAUUAAUUAUGCAUGCGAAAGGUUAACCUAUAAAAUGGUCGACAGUUACCUGCGGUGACGCGGUUGUACGCAAGAAUAUUUGGUCCAUGCAAAAUUAACGAGCAUUUCUUGCCAAAUCGAUAACAAUUCAUUUGUCUUUGUCAGGUGAAAAUCGACGAUAGAUGGAUAUCUAGGAACGUAUCUAUGCUGCAUUCACGUCAAGGAACAUAACCAUGUCGGGCCCGGAUAAAAAAUCUAACGAACCGUAUCGCCAAUUAGAGGAAUCACAUGGCGCCGAGCUAAAUGUUGGUGCUCAAAGUACAUCGACCUCCCAUAGCCUGGAGAAUGGUAUCGAACGAUCGAUGGAACUCUCUUCUGUUGUGGUUAUACCCGAUGACACUUUUACUGUGGUACAAGCCAUCAAUGCCUUAGGCUUUGGAAAGUUUCAAGUAAAAUUAUCUCUAUUCACGGGUCUUUGUUGGAUGGUAGAUAGUAUGGAAAUCACAAUACUGAGUAUUCUAAGUCCAUCUUUACAUUGUGACUGGGGUAUUUCUAGAUACCAGCAAGCACUGACCACAACGGUAGUUUUUCUCGGUAUGAUGUUAAGUUCUACUUUUUGGAAUAAUUUAAGCGACAGAUACGGUCGUAAACAGGCUUUAACUUUGUGCGCGGUGCUAUUGGCCUAUUAUGCAUUUCUCAGUUCAUUUGCACCAAACUUUCUCUGGAUCCUGUUGCUUAGAGGAGUUGUAGGGUUUGCUAUUGGUUGUGUACCGCAAUCAGUGACAUUAUAUGCAGAGUUUUUACCAGCAAAGCAACGAGCAAGAUGCGUUAUUUUAUUGGAUUGUUUUUGGGCUCUUGGAGCUUGUUUCGAGGUAGCAAUUGCAUUAAUUGUUAUGCCCAAUCUUGGAUGGAGAUGGCUUCUUAUAUUAUCGUCCAUUCCAUUAUUUAUAUUUGCUGUAAUAACACCGUGGCUGCCAGAAUCUACAGUAUUUGAUAUGACAACUGGAAGAAUAGAUCGAGCAAUUACGACACUAGAACGUGUGGCAAGAGAGAAUAAAAAAUCACUGCCUCUAGGAAGACUAGUUAUGGACCGAUUUUAUCAAGCUCAUCAUGGUCGAUUCAAAGAUGUAUUAAGCAAAGAAAUGUGCCGAACUUCUGCCUUACUUUGGCUUGUUUGGAUGAGUACUGCGUUCUGUUAUUACGGAGUGGUAUUAAUGACGACCGAAUUAUUUCAUACAUCCUCCGAACAAUGUGGUACAUGGGGCACCAAUAACGAUGAGGGUACAUGCCAACUAGAUUGUCGAUUACGACGUAGCGACUACAUCGAUUUACUUUGGACAACAUUGGCCGAAUUUCCCGGCAUUUUUUCUACCGUCUUUGCAAUCGAGAAAAUAGGCAGGCGAAAAACAAUGGCCUGCCAGUUAGUCCUAUUUGCUAUAGUAGUGUGCUUCUUAGGCAGGACCUGCUUGUUGAGCAGAGCGGUGUUGACAUUUGCCGUCUUUCUAGCUAGAGGUUUAAUCGCGGGUGUAUUUCAAGCCGCAUAUGUAUAUACGCCGGAAGUAUAUCCUACACAUUUACGAAGCAUAGGUAUAAGCGCGUGUAGUGCUAUGGCGCGAAUCGGUGCUAUGAUUACUCCGUACAUAGCGCAAGUAUUUCUACAAUGGUCCAUCACAGGAGCCAUGAUUAUUUACGCGACAACCGCUUUGUGCGCUGCAAUUGCUACGCUCGCGCUUCCCGUGGAAACGAAGAAGCAGCAAUCAAACGAUACGUGUCAAGAAAGUAGAUAGAUAUUUUUGUAACAAAGCUAUUUUAGCAUAUUGAAAUCGAAAUUUAUUAUUUUAUCAUGUUAUUUAUCUUUAUUUUAUAUUAUAUUAUGAUAUGUAAUAGUAGGCAUAUAUGCGGUCCUCUCUUGAUUAA
Messenger RNA from Pogonomyrmex barbatus (red harvester ant), 2045 nucleotides. Its product is annotated as synaptic vesicle 2-related protein. The record is from RefSeq and is a predicted model, not a curated record. Gene Ontology annotation, molecular function: transmembrane transporter activity. Gene Ontology annotation, biological process: transmembrane transport. Lineage: Eukaryota; Metazoa; Arthropoda; Insecta; Hymenoptera; Formicidae. Gene Ontology annotation, cellular component: membrane.